GUCUAUGAUAGCGCAUAAUAGAACCUGUCCGACCCACACAACAACCAAGUGGAAGAGGCCGAAGAGCUCUGAAGUGAAAGUGUCGGCCUCUACUUCGCCGAGGUCCGUCCGAGAUGCACAGCUGAGUGCGACACGGCGCCACACUUCAAAUCGCCACCACUUCCAAACCACACGCGACACUCGCGCCGUAAGCGCAAGGGGUGUUUUUUAGCGUCGGCAGCGUCGCGACGUCCGCGUAAAGUGUCUUUACGACGAUUGGUUCGCGCGCUAUUUGUGUAAGAAAGUGCAUGUGCAAAGGUGAUGCAAGGAUUGGGACAUUAUUCACGUGCCAGGGAUUGGUGCUUAAUGCCGGGACGACGAUAGGGCGGAAAACAGCACUUUUUCGCAUGUUGCCCGUCUUGGAUGCAUCCGAAAGUGAGUACAAGUUUUCAGUGAAAUUUGUCAAGGACUUCAUAAAUGUCACAUCAACCAAGAUCUGUUUCUUGCUGUUAGAAAAUAUGCAAUCGGACGAUGGAUUCGAGGAUCGGCCUGGACUUCAUCGUGGAGAAUCCUGAGUACAUCAGGAAAUUGGCAGCAGCUCUCGACACCAACAAUGUCACCGUCAAGAAGCAAGUCUUUGAGCUCCUGUCCGCGUUGUGUGUACACAACGAAGAGGGUCACGCGCGCGCCCUUGACACUUUGGAACACUACAAGAAAUUAAAAGGUGAGAGAUAUAGACUGAAUGUGAUAGUCCAGGAGUUGAGCAGGGCCACAGCUGUGGACUACCAAACGGCCCUUGUGGCGUUUAUCAACUGCUUGAUUAUUUCCACGCCGAGGCUCACAGAUAGGAUAAGAAGACGCAACGAAUUCAUUGGAUGUCAUCUGCUUCCGGUGCUCAACAACUUAAGAAAAUGUGCCGAAGCCGAGCCCGAGCUGGCCGUCCAACUGGACGUGUUCGACGAGCAACGCGACAGCGACGACUCCCAGAGCCUUCAGGGCCCCCACGGCGUAGACCUCAACUCCCCCUUGGACGUCUUCUACGCCAUUUUGAAACAAGUUGCGGAAACCCCCCAAGAAAUCCCCUUCCUCAGCAUCCUGCAACACCUUCUGCGCAUCGACCCCAAAGAAGCCGUCAGCGACAUCAUUUGGGACACGGCUGAGCGCCUCGUCCACCGAGCCACUCUCCUGGAAAACCGCGAGGAUGCCGCCCGCCUUUUACGCGCCCCCAGCGCCCAAUCCAAAUUCUUCUGCCAUUGUCACCUCCGUUCCGAGUCUAGUCCCACCAGGAGGCAAUCCCUGAACACGCCCCAAAGCCCCACCCCUGCGCCAAUGGGCCAACCACUGCCACCCCCUCCGCCACCGCCGCCGAAUAUUCCGGCUCCGCCUUCCAUCCCGCCUCCGAUCCCGGCGCCGCCCCUCAAACCCGCCAUGCCCAAUCCUCCGCCCCCCGAAUGCGAUUCUGUGAUAGAGAAGUUACCCCAACAGGAGAUUCCGGCACCAAAAAUCAAAAUGAAGACGUUUAAUUGGAAUAAAAUACCGAAUAAUAAGGUCAUAGGGAAGAAUAAUAUCUGGACACAAGUGGCCUACAGUCAUCAAAAUUCGCCAAUGGCUGAUUUGGAUUGGUUGGAAAUGGAGGGGCUGUUCUGUCAACAGACACCCCCCACGAACUCUUCGGCGAGUUUGAGACGAGAAACUGCAACUUCGGAUACUCUAGAUAGAAGAAUACGGAAGGAAAAUUGCGAAAUUACGCUGCUAGAUGGAAAAAGGAGUCUCAAUGUUAAUAUUUUUUUGAAACAGUUCAGAAGCUCAAACGAGGACAUUAUCCACUUGAUUCGUGAAGGAGAACAUGAUGAUAUCGGGGCUGAAAAACUCAAAGGCCUUCUUAAAAUAUUACCAGAAGUUGAUGAACUAGACAUGUUGAAGUCAUUCGAUGGUGAUUUCAGUAAACUGGGAAAUGCGGAAAAAUUCUUGAUCCAAUUGACAAACUUGUCCAACUACAAACUACGAAUAGAAAGUAUGCUCUUGAAAGAAGAAUUUGCUUCGAAUAUGAGUUACUUGGAGCCUAGUAUCAAAUCGAUGAUUAUGGCGGCUCAAGAUUUGAUGACAAACAAACCGCUCCAAGAAGUUUUAUACAUGAUUUUGGUUGCUGGAAAUUUUUUAAAUGCGGGUGGUUAUGCCGGGAACGCAGCAGGUGUUAAAUUGAGUUCUUUGCAGAAAAUUACAGAUAUUAGGGCAAAUAAACCAAAUAUGAAUUUAAUACAUUUUGUGGCGUUGCAAGCCGAAAAGAAAAACUCAAAAUUGUUAACCUUCACCGACAACAUAAGUGUCCUAGAAGAUGCGGCAAAAACAACAGUGGAACAACUCCAAAACGAAAUCAACGUCCUCGACGUCCGAAUAAAAAAAAUCAAGAAACAAAUCGAACUGCCAACAACCGAGCCCGAAAUCAAAAACCAAAUGACCGAAUUUUUGCAAAUGGCCGAACGAGAAGUAUCAAACUUGCAACAAAACAUGGUAGAGUUGGAAAAGGUCCGAGUGCAACUGGCCGAAUUCUUCUGCGAAGACACGAACUCGUUCAAACUUGAGGAAUGUUUCCGGAUUUUCCACGGAUUCUACUGCAAGUUCCGACAAGCAGUGGGCGAGAAUGAGAGGAGGCGGAUUCAGGAGGAGCAAGCGAACGCGAGGCGGCGCCAACGGGAGGAGUUGUUGGCCUCCAAACGGAGACAAAUGGAAAAUUUGGGGGGCACCCCCGACUCUGACGUGCCAUUCAUCGACUUGCAAAUAUACGACAGCAGGCAUGGUUUUCCGAUGAAAAAGGGAUGGAAAACCACCAAUGGGACAUCCGAAGACGAGCUCUCCUCAGUGACCGGUUCCCCCUCUCUCUCGCGUCGUCGGUUGGGGUCAUUCAACGGCGAUCCGGAGAAAUCCCCCGAUAUCACCCCCAAUGGGAGUCUCCGGCGGCGCCGAAGCCGAGUUUUGUCGGAAGAAGACGAAGGAAAUCUCAUGGACUUCCUCCGGGCGUCUGAUAAUAACAGAGAACGACGGUCGUGGGGGAGUCUGGACCGGUCAUGGGCUCGCAAAGCUAGAGGUGGGAGUCAGAGGAAAAGACCAGCUUUGUUAGGAGCUGACUUCACGUCGGACCGAGAACGGCCCUCAUCGCCCUCACCUCUAAGCGAGUCGAAACCGAUUGUGUCAACUCCCGAGGAGGAAAAUAGCAAACCCAAGGAGUUGAGACAGAAAAUUGAGUCGUGGUUACAGGCUAGUGAGAGUGACCAAAAUGAGGAAACUCGGAGACAGACUCGGAGAAUUACGAAUCGGAGAUCGUUUGAGAUGGAUUCAGAGAGUGAGAGGAGCAGUACUUUGGACACUUUGCCUGAAGGAAAGCAAGUCUAUAGUGGCAGUCAGUCGAAUUAUAGGAAAGCAUACCCAGCUUGGGAGCCCUCGAAGACUAUAGACAACACGGAUGUUGUCAGUGCGAUGGAAGCAGUUGAAGAAGUCCAACCGCAAAUCAAGGACAAGUCAGCUUGGCGCAAAUCGACCUUGAAUGUUGCCAACAGCACUGAAGAAACUAAACACGAUUCAUCAGUGAGACUAACUCGACAUUUACCACAAGUGGUUGAGAACACAAAUGACCGGAAAACGCUGAUUAGCUCUCUCGGGGAACGCUCCCCUACCGAUAAACUAACUCUCUAUAUUAUCAAACCGAACGAAAGUCCCAAGACACGCCUUCGGGACUCCCCUCCAAGCCUCGAGGACCAAACCAUAAGCAACAAAGUCGAAAUAGAUCAAGACAAUAUUGAAACACCUCCUGCGACUCGCAAGAUUUUCAUCCCCACGCCCACUGAGAAGCGUGAACCGACUCAGCCCAGCCCCUGUCGCCGCCUCAUGGGUCGGCCACGUGACACGGACGAGCCCGAACCCAACCCGACUCUCGGUGACGGUCAAUUUGAUCGUUUUUCGGCCGCGAGGCGCACUCGAAGGUACAAACGGACCGACACCGAUCCCGAGGAACCCAAAGACGAGCCUGAGACCCGCCUUAAGGCGUGGCAAGACAAACUACAAAACCCCAGUAGGCGUUACCGGCACCAGACCGGCAUUAACCAGGAAGACGUCAAGUUGGCACUGACUAAAACCGAAAAAAUCGACAUUCCGAGGAAAAAUGACGAUGAGGGGUUCGAGGAGAGUCAGAGUUUGAUGUCGGAGUCGCCGAGUCAGGGGGCGUCAUCGGGAGGGAACUACGAGCCGGACGACUCUGCCCUUGUGUUAUACACGAAACCGAAACCAAUCAAAAGCGAGCCGCAGGUGAAUAAACCAAUCAAGACUGGUCAUGGGCGGGUCUUGGAACGGGGCGGGGUCAGACGCACGGUGCAGGAAACGCCCAAAAAGAGUGUGAUUCCCCGCAGGUCAGGGAGUUUGCGAAAAACUGAUUCUUCGUCAAAUGUCCAAAGGUCGAAUUCGAGGAAUAGUAUAGUCAGUUCGAAAAGUUCGUUAAAUAGCUCGGCCUCGGCUUGUACGGUUAAGAAAAUGCCGGUUAAAGGAAGUGUCACCAAAGUCCCGCCCCCUAAACCUGUGAAAAGGACACUCUCGACUGGAAGUACGACAGGGACUCGACCCCCCAGGCCCUUGGCUAUGUCUUUCAUGAAACCAACAACCUCUAGCUCGACAAAAGUACACACAAUGGGGACCACGGCCAAAAAUGGCGUGUUUAGAACAAAGUAAUCACUCAUUUUUUUCACUAGUCAAAAGUGCAUUAUUUAGGAUAUUGAGGGUCCAUCGAGUGAUAGAUGGACGAAACACGAUAAAAACUAAAUCAUUUAUUCCUACAAACUUUGACAGUCUCAUUUUUUCAUACAGUAUUAUGACAAAUCACAAAAUAAAAGACUAACCUCAACUCACCUAUUUAGGUACCGACCACAUCAGAGCUUGGUAGCGAUAAUUUAUUAUAUAUUUUUUUAUGAUUAUACUUAAUGAACUAAUAACUAAUAAUGACAUAUUUAUUUGUUACCAAAUAUUUACUUGUAGGUAAUACAUCUUCUAUUAAAA
Messenger RNA from Tribolium madens (black flour beetle), 5019 nucleotides. Its product is annotated as inverted formin-2. The transcript is spliced from 14 exons. Gene Ontology annotation, biological process: cellular component organization. Gene Ontology annotation, molecular function: actin binding. The coding region runs from base 511 to 4695 and encodes 1394 amino acids. Lineage: Eukaryota; Metazoa; Arthropoda; Insecta; Coleoptera; Tenebrionidae. The record is from RefSeq and is a predicted model, not a curated record.